Dicrocoelium dendriticum is the source of this 661-nucleotide messenger RNA. The record is from the annotation of a GenBank genome assembly. NCBI's taxonomy places the organism in Eukaryota, Metazoa, Platyhelminthes, Trematoda, Plagiorchiida, Dicrocoeliidae.
AUGAGUGGAGUUGGAGCUUUUACUGGUUUAGCGGAGGCAAGAAAAGAAACACCCAGAAACGGCGUUGGACUAGGAUUCUCGAAGCCGUUCACGAGUGUUGAAUUUGAACACGAGUCUUCUCCACUUAACAGGACCGUACCACCCACGGACUCUAAGGGUCAACCUCAAGAUUACUUAUGUACGCAAAAACUAUGUGCGAACAUUCCCACCCAUGCAACGAUGGAGGAGAUGGAAUUCGAGCGUGGCAUUUGGGCUGCGGCAGUAGCAGGCGACAUGGUAAAGCUGAAGAGAAUCUUAGAAAAAGAUUCCAGUAGCCUCAACGCUCGUGACAAUUAUGGUUACACCGCAUUGGCCUUUCGCGGAAAACAAUGGGAAGUAGUUCAGUGGCUAUCAAACUGCCAUCCAUCGUUGAAGAUUCCAGUGACCGAUUGACUUUCGACCGCAUGUCCUCAGCGUGCAUCUGAUUGCUCUCAAACACGCCAUAGAGAAGCAGUAUGCCUCGCCGCAAACAGCCCUUGGUGUUCCGGAUAUAAACUGGUCCCUGAACCGUCAUGACUUCAUUUUUUAUCCGCAACCGUAUCGAGGUGGUAAUAAGAAGGCACGUCUGCUUACUGUUCUUACUAAUUUUUUUUAAUUAAAUACAAAACCUUAAGUCACGUUA